GCCCCCUCGCGCGCGCGCCCGGGAAAACGUUGCGCAGGUUCUAAAGCGGCGGCGGGGGCGCGGCCGCGCGCGAGGGGGCGUGUGAGGGGGAGCGGCGGGGAACGGCCGCCACCGGCACAGCCUCGGCCCGCCGCCGCCGGCCCGCCCGCCCGCCCGCCGCAUGGAGCUGUCGGCCAUCGGUGAGCAGGUGUUCGCCGUGGAAAGCAUCCGCAAGAAGCGCGUGCGGAAGGGUAAAGUAGAAUACUUGGUGAAGUGGAAAGGAUGGCCCCCAAAAUACAGCACAUGGGAGCCAGAGGAUCAUAUCUUGGAUCCUCGCCUGGUAGUGGCUUAUGAAGAAAAGGAAGAAAGAGACCGUGCAUCAGGGUACAGGAAAAGAGGCCCCAAACCAAAGCGCCUCCUACUGCAGCGGCUGUAUGGCAUGGACUUGAGGAGUGCUCACAAGGGAAAGGAGAAGCUCUGCUUCUCUCUUGCACGGAGGUUUGGAGGAGGAGACAGUAGCCUGCCAGGGGCCAAGACAGGGCAGACAGAGUUCCCCGAGAAGACUGGGGGUGCAGUCCUGCCAUUCUCUCUCCGGAAGCAACGCAAAAACCAGAAGUACCUACGACUGUCAAGGAAGAAGUUCCCGCGCAUGGCGAGUCUGGAGAACCGAAACUGCAGGCGUGAGUUCUUCCUGAAUGAUGCAGUGGGCCUAGAGGCCAGGCAGAGCCCCGAGGACUGGGAGGCCAUGCAGCACACCAGCAAAGAAGAUGUGGAUGCCAGUCUCCCUUGGAUCCCCACUGUGCCCCCCAGUGAAGUGACAGUGACAGACAUCACGGCAAACUCCAUCACCGUCACUUUCAGAGAAGCACAAGUGGCUGAGGGCUUCUUUCGAGACCGGAGUGCGCAGUUCUGAAUCUCUGUUUGCAGUGCUCCCCAAAACCAGUGCUUUUAGGGUGGGGCUAGGGAAGGCUUACAUUAUCCCUUAUGAGAAAAAAAAAAUUCAAAAUAUCUCCUCUUAAAAUGUUUACAGAGACCCUUUUUUUUCCCCCUACUUUUUCCCCUUUCAGAUACGCAAAAAAAAGGCAGUGUAGGGGGUGUGUAUUUGUCAUUGCUUUGUCCAGCUGAAAAACUGACAGCCCUUUCCCUGGCAAAGACUCCCCUCCUUGAUGUGACAGCAGCAAGCUGAACAAUUCGCCUUUUAUCCUGCUAAGUGGCGGCAGCUGCAUUUGUGGGGAGAGGGCAUGUGGAGGUGGAAAGAGAGCUGGAUCUCUAGCCUGCUGCCUUGUUCUGCAAUUGAUAUCCCUUAGAUAAAGAUACAUCUCUGUACAUUGCUCUUCCCACCUUCCUCCUCCCUCUCUUCCUGCAGCAGUGAGAGGCGAUGGAUCCUACCUGUGUAGAUAACUCCAGCCUGUUAAGACUUUCUCUGCAGUGCUGUUUUCCCUGUGGCCUGCUGUCAGGACUUCAGAAGAGUAUUUGCCUGUCUGUGAGAAAGUGUGAGCUUCUGGGUGUCAAACCACUGGAUUCUACACACAAAGGUGGUCAAGAUAGGAAGGCUUAUAAAACAGCCCAAGACAAUUGGAAGGAGAGAGAAGCAAUCACUUUAAAAUGGAAUUCAGACCCUUCAAAUCCUUUCCUGUAACUAGCAUUUGCUGUAGAGAUGACCCCUUUAUCUCUUCCACCUCUUUCUCUUUCCCCCUUAACUUCUUGAAGUGCAGAGAGCAUGCAGGAGAUGAUCCCUAAUUAACCGGGAAUCGUUGAGGUGUAGGGCUCCAUGGGAGCAUUUGGGGCUGCUGUGGAUUGCUACAAAGCUGGGAUGGGGUAGAAUUCCUAAGAACUGGAACCUCCAUCACAGCUUAUCUCAUUACUGGGGUAUCAAAGUUUUGGCUGGGAGGGGAAUUUUGGAGGAGGAGGAGGUGGAAAACCUUUUUUUAUUAUUAUUGUUGGUUUUUAACCAGAAAAUGUGGUGUCAGCACAAAGAAGCUUUUUGCAAAUCUGUCAAAAUGUUAAGUAGCUUUUUUUUUUUGCUUUUAAAUCUGAAGUAUGUUUUGAAGCACUUUGGAAAUGCAAAGCACUAGGAGUGCUAAGUACUCCUUAUCGUCUGUCUAAAAGUGGCAUUUGAAAAGCAAAAGAUGUAUCUGUUUCAGGCUGCUGGCUGCUCCUUCUCAUUUUUCCAGAGCUGCCACCCAGCCCUUUGCCUCCCUCCCAUGGGGGAGAGUGUACUCCACCAUGCCAGGAGCAGAGGUUCCCUAAGGGAGAAGAGGAGACCUGCUUGCCUUUGGGGUACAGGUUGGCUUCCUCUCUCCCCACCUCCUUUGAUUGAGGAAAGGGAAAAAUGAAGUUGAGUUUCAGUUUGAGUGGUCCUAGUCUGGAACUAUGACUGUUUCUUCCAGCUCUGGAGACAUCUUUAUAGAGUUUCCUGUCUGAAAAAUUGCACCUUAUUAGCUUAAUUGAGGAAUGAGGAGAUGUCUGCCCUUCUGCAGGGAGAGAGGAAGAGGAAGGGAGGGUGAACCGGGAGCUGUCUUCAGUAGCUGCUGGAUUUUUCCAGAGGUCGUAGUUUCCUCACCUCAUCUCCAACAGAACAGCAACAAAAGAACUAAAAUAAUUUAGAUGAAGCUUUUGUUCUGUGUAUCUCAAGAACCUUUUGAGCAGGCUAAUGGCAGAGAAUCCUUUUCCCUCACCUAGUCAGCUCUACAGUGUGGGGGUCAACACCCCAGUUCUCUUGCUGAGUUUUCAGCAGCAACCUUUUCCCUCAGCGUACGCACAUCUAGAAUGCUUUUGCACACUGAUUCACCUAAUAUGGUGUGCUUCCUUUCUGUUGCAGGGGGAAGAUGGGGAACAGUGGGGUCAGUUAGAGGGGAGGGUCCCUGAUUAUUUUUUUUCCUGUCCCUUCUGUUGUUGCUGUUGUUCCCGUCAGCACGCUAGAGUAUUGGAGUCUUUGCACACAGAAAGCUUCCUUUUGCACAGAAUGAGCUUCUAGCUUUUGUACAGACUAAUUGAAUGUAUUUGGGGAUGGGGGGAAAUAGGGAGUAAACCAAUUCCAAACAAACCAAUCAGAGUAUAAUGCCUUUUCUGAGCGAGUAUGUGCUGUAAAAGGAGAUUGUAAUAGCAAAGAGAGGGCAGGCUCAAGUAUAAUUUGACACAAAGUGUGGUUUUAUUUUUGUACUGAUAUGGAUAAGAGACUGUACAGCAUCUAUUUAUUUAGAUGAUUUAUGUGGUAAAUGUUGCAAACAAAAUUAUUAAAAUAUUAAAUAUGAGAACUGACAUUUA
This is a messenger RNA of Vidua chalybeata, 3246 nucleotides long. RefSeq names its product chromobox 7 (gene CBX7). The record is from RefSeq and is a predicted model, not a curated record. The transcript is spliced from 7 exons. Bases 161 to 892 code for a protein of 243 amino acids. NCBI's taxonomy places the organism in Eukaryota, Metazoa, Chordata, Aves, Passeriformes, Viduidae. Gene Ontology annotation, biological process: negative regulation of transcription by RNA polymerase II. Gene Ontology annotation, cellular component: PRC1 complex.